Messenger RNA from Pogoniulus pusillus (Red-fronted tinkerbird), 3338 nucleotides. RefSeq names its product membrane bound O-acyltransferase domain containing 1 (gene MBOAT1). Lineage: Eukaryota; Metazoa; Chordata; Aves; Piciformes; Lybiidae. The coding region runs from base 97 to 1581 and encodes 494 amino acids. Gene Ontology annotation, molecular function: acyltransferase activity. Gene Ontology annotation, cellular component: membrane. The record is from RefSeq and is a predicted model, not a curated record. The transcript is spliced from 13 exons. Gene Ontology annotation, biological process: lipid modification.
UGCGGCCCGGCGGCCGUCGUGGCGGGGUGGUGCGGUGCGGGCCGGGCCGGGGUGGGGGCGUGUGGCGACGAUAGUGGAAGGUGGUGGGGAUGCAGCAUGGGCGAGUCGCCGGGAGCCCUGUACCGCACCACCGGCUCCACCUUGCUGCACCCGCUGAGCGGCCUGCUGGGCAUCCCGCUGGACCAGAUCAAUUUUGUGGCCUGUCAGCUGUUCGCCCUUUUGGCUGCGUUUUGGUUUCGUAUUUACUUGGGUCCCAAUCAUGCCAGCUCUGCUGUUCGCCAUGCAUUUGCCACUCUCUUUGGAAUAUACUUUGCUGUCUUCUGCUUUGGGUGGUACUCCAUUCACCUUUUUGUCCUGGUGAUGAUGAGCUAUGGCAUUAUGAAUAUGGCGAGUAUUCCCAACAUCCACAGGUACUCCUUUGUCGUAGCUAUGGGAUACCUCACGUUGUGCCACAUCAGCCGCAUAUACAUCUUUCACUAUGGCAUUCUCACUACAGAUUUUUCUGGUCCACUGAUGAUAAUUACGCAGAAGAUCACAACUCUUGCAUGCCAGUUACAUGAUGGUAUAGGGCGACAAGCUGAGGAACUCACUGCUGAGCAAAAUCGACUUGCUGUAAAGACAAAGCCUUCUCUACUGGAGUAUUUAAGUUAUCUCCUCAAUUUUAUGAGCAUCAUAGCUGGGCCUUGCAGCAAUUACAAGGACUAUGUAGCCUUCAUUGAAGGGAGGCACGUGCACAUGAAACUAUUAGAAGUGAACUGGAAGCAGAAGGGUUAUGACAGACUUCCUGAUCCUUCUCCAACUGGAGCAGUGAUGUACAAAUUGUGUAUCACACUAGUAUCACUCCUUUUUUUCUUGACACUUACCAAGAACUUCCCUAUGGCCUAUAUUAUUGAUAAUGAAUUCCUUGCUAAAACACCCUUCUUGUCAAGACUUGGUUACCUGUAUGUGGUAACUCAGGCAGCAAAACCAAAGUACUACUUUGCAUGGACAUUGGCAGAUGCAGUCAACAAUGCAGCUGGCUAUGGCUUCAGUGGAGUUGAUGAGAGGGGCACUUUCCACUGGGACCUGUUGUCCAAUUUGAAUAUCUGGAAUAUUGAGACUGCAACAAGUUUUAAGAUGUACAUUGAAAACUGGAACAUUCAGACAGCUGCCUGGCUAAAGCGUGUUUGCUAUGACAGAGCUCCUUGGUACCCUACAGCUUUAACAUUUGUCCUGUCGGCCUUGUGGCAUGGUAUCUAUCCUGGAUAUUACUUUACAUUUCUCACUGGAAUCCUUAUCACACUUGCAGCCAGAGCAAUAAGAAACAACUGCAGACAUUACUUCCUCUCGUCAGUGCCUCUCAAGACAGCCUAUGAUGUUCUUACCUGGGCUGUCACCCAACUGGCUGUGUGCUAUACUGUUGCACCGUUUGUUAUGCUGGCUGUUGAGCCCACAAUUAAGUUUUACAAGUCUAUGUAUUUUCACAUGCACAUUCUAAGCAUCCUGGUGUUGCUUGUGUUACCGAUGAAACCUCAAGCCCACUCCGUAAGAAAGCCUCAGAAUCAGGCCACGCAGAACUCUGUUAAAAGCAAAGAGAAAUGAUUCCUCCAAAGAAAAUUGCCAACUUUGGGAAAUUGGAUUAUUGCAUUGGAAACCAACAAUGAAGAAGGAAAAUGGGUGGAAUGAGGGUCAGAAGUACAAGCCAAGUGGCAUUUUUAUUGGUUAGUUUAAAAUCUUACUGGACAGGGCAGAUGAGAGCCUGAAUGAUCGUCUUUAAAAUUACUCCAGUUGGCAGAGAUUUUACAGGCAACGUUUACAGGCUCAUGGGGCAUUUUUUUUUUAAAUAUAAAUAUUUUUAUGAUGUUUUUUUAUAUAUUUAAACUUUUUUCACACAGGCAUUUUUGCUCUUUUACAGAAAUAUGCAAUUAUUAAUCAAUAAUUUUAUGAUCAGAGGGACAGGAAGCACCUAGCAAAGAGUUAGAGCAGCUGCCUGAUAGCCUGGUGCUGUGGACAACUGGCUUGGGAUGUUUUUCAUCUUCUAAAUGUGGAAAGAGAUGGUGUAAGUGGAAAACUAUGGACAUGGGGUUGCUCAAGGUGCUGGCACUGACUUCUGCCUCUGUGGGGAAAAUAGGGAGGAGAAGGGAUUUCCUUGGCAGUCUCCAGAGCAGGGACUACAGCCUGAGCUUGGCAGCAAGGGUAUUUCACAUCCUACUAUGUGAUGCCUGCUGGUUAUGAGGGCAAGACAAGUCCCUUGGGAGUAGGUGAAUAGGUGUUUGGGAGCACUGGUAACUGGUUAAGCCAAAAAUCUAAAGUCAGGUAAAAGCAAAAUGGAAGAGAAGGGCAGGGGGAAACCUAGAGUAAAAGGAGAGACAUAGACGCUGUGAUCUGUAGAGUUGUGCUUCUCUAAUGAUGCAGCUGGUGUCAUUGCUACCUACAUCAGCCUUACUUUGCAGUCUUAGCACGAUGCAGCACUUCCAUUUGAGUAUCAAAAUAAAUGAGGAGCUGUGCAGAUUUUUGUCUUUUAAAGCUUGCAGUUACAGGUUAGGUCUGAAAAUUGUUUGUAAUGGAUCAAGCUGCUCUAUUGAAAACCAUCCUCUCUUAUGGAGGGGUGACUUUCCAGCAGGGUAACACUAAUAUGCUACCUGAACAGUAAUUACCAUAGGUAUAAUAAAUCAUUCUCCACAGAAUAUUGUGAUGUGAUAGAACCAUCAGCACAAUAGUGAAGACCAAGUCCUUGUAUGAUCAUGUGUCUUAGCAUAUGGAUGCAAGUUUCUUUGCUUGUAAAUUCCUUGGCUUACAGGGAUGUUUUGAGGCGUAAUUUCUACAAAGCUUGUUGUACCUUGAGAUAACCUGCUGCAAAAUGCUGUGUCAGGUUUUUCUAUUUCACUUACUUUAAAAUCCACUUACCCCAAUACAACAGACUGGUAUGAGACAUCAAAAACAACUGCAUUUCAAUGACUGUGUGUCCAGGAUUGUUUUUAUCAGGAUUUUGUAGGAGAAAAUCCCUUGUUACAGUGCUGGUGUUGUUUUGUGGUUUAACUGAUGUGUGAUUGAGCAAAGAAUCUGCUAGUUAUGGCAUUUGGAUUUUUGUGUCAGAUUAAGAUUUUGCAGGAUCCUAAUGUUUUGGGAAGAAACAAGUUGGUGAAACCAAAACAAGUUACAAAAAUGUCUGGUUUUUUAUUUUUGGUUGGUUGUUUUUUUGGGUUUGCUUUUUUUUUUUCCCCUCUAGUGGGAAAUUUUUUGUUCUGUGACCACCUCACAAUUUAGAGCAUAGAUCAUGGGAAAGUUUAUUUGAUAUUUAUUUAGAAGGCAAGAUGGGAGUAAAAGGUUGAUCUGAAUAAAGAAAUUGCUUUGUGUCA